Molecule: messenger RNA, 826 nt
Organism: Leptopilina heterotoma
Lineage: Eukaryota; Metazoa; Arthropoda; Insecta; Hymenoptera; Figitidae
Product: egg protein CP422-like
Exons: 7
Coding region: 129-752 (207 amino acids)
Source: RefSeq, a predicted model, not a curated record
AAAAUUAAGUUACAAGUUCAACUCUUAACAGGACAACGGAUCUGAACAAUUAAAAAUGAAAACUUUCACCCUUGUGUUUUUGUGCAUUGGGGUUUUUGUCUUAGCCGUCAAUAGCCAAGAAUGUGAGAAUGAAGGAAGACGGUGUGAUCGGAAUCGUCGAUGCUGCGAAGGAUUACGAUGUAAUAGAGACAGAUGUGAAAGACGAGGUGGUGGCGGUGGGGAUGAUUGUAGACGAGACGGACAACGGUGCCGUGACAAUCGAGAAUGCUGCGAAGGACUUCGAUGUAAUAGAGAAAGAUGUGAAAGACGAGGUGGUGGUGGUGGGGAUGAUUGUAGACGAGAUGGACAACGAUGCCGUGACAAUCGCGAAUGCUGCGAAGGACUUCGAUGUAAUAGAGACAGAUGUGAAAGACGAGGUGGUGGCGGUGGGGAUGAUUGUAGACGAGACGGACAACGAUGCCGUGAAAAUCGUGAAUGCUGCGAGGGACUACGAUGCAAUAGAGAAAGAUGUGAAAGACGAGGUGGUGGCGGCGGUGACGAUUGCCAACGAGAAGGACAACGAUGUCGCGAUAAUCGUGAAUGCUGUGACAGACUUCGUUGCAACAGAGAUAGAUGUGAAAGACGAAGAGAUUAACAAAAUUUAUUCCAAUUCUACUUCAUCUGUAAUUGAACAGAAAAUUAUUAAGGACGAGAAUGGACCAGAAAAAUUAACAUUUAAUUUCCAAAUUUUAAGUUUUCAAAAAUAUAUCUAAAAAUAUAUCUAAUAAAAUAAAAAUGUGCAAUAAAUUUCAUUCUUAUUGAAAUUUAAAUAUAUGUAAACUGAAUA